CUUCGACCCUGAGAAAAGGAGGCCAGGGGGUGAGGAAAAAAAAAAAGAAAAUAAAUCCAAGGAGUUAACCGACUCGUUCCCGUUGCUCCUGUUGGUCAUGCGCGAAGGCGCGGGGGGAGGCGAGAAAGAGAGAAAGAGAAAAAAUGGAAACGGGAAAGAGAGAGAGAGAGAGAUACGCGGAAACGGGAAAAGGCCCGGUGAAAGCCUGUCGUCCUUGCAGGCAUCCUGCCUAACGGCGAGUACAUGCACGUCCUGCCCGACGAGGUCGAGGACCUCGACGACACCUAGAGGGACGAGUCCAGGGCCCAGGUGCUCGCGCAAUCAGAGGCAGAAGAGUAAAGGCGGCGGAAGCAGUUGCUGCUCGGCCUCCUGCUGCAUACUCUAAAGCUCCGCCGGCCGCCCUGGACACCCUUUAGGCGGAUGCGCCGGAGUCACGUCGAAGAUGGGCCAUGGUUUCUCUGAAGGUUUUAUGCUGAAGUACGAUCGCUAGUGGUCGAGGCCCGCGACUAGCCGGGCGGGAUGCGGCCCCAGGAGGCGGCCGACCAACCGGGCGGCCCGAGCCACCUCGCGGCGCCCGGAGAUUGGCCGGCGGUCACGUGACCCGCCGAGAAGCGGCGGCCAUGUCGGAUGUCUAGACCCAGGGGAGUCUAGGGGAGUCCGGUCGUCCGGUCGCGGUCGCGGUCGCGGCGCGCUCCGAUUGGCCGGUCGCGGCACCCCUCGCUCCGAUUGGUCGGGCCGGCGGUGCCGGGCCACUAUCCACCUACCGCAGCAUUAUUACGAUUACUGUAGAUGGGUCAUGCGUGUAUGAGUGCGUACUUGAGCGCGAGCGAAGCGCGAGCGAAGCGCGAGUGUCUGCCUGCCUGAGAACGCGCGCGAGGACGGAGAGAAUAAAUUUAUGUUGUGAUAUGCAGAUAGUAGGUACAUAUAUAUAUAUAUACGAAAAAUAUAUAUAUUAUACAUACUAUUAUUAUAUAUAUAUAUACAUAUAUAUGAUCGGCACGAGGCACGUUGACGACGCGCGGUUCGAGAGCCCCCCCCUAUUCGGAUUAGAGACUUUGUUACCCCGCGAAUCGGUGUCGUACCUACGGCGCCGUCCUCUUCGACGCCACUUUGGGGCCGCGAGACGACCGACCGGCGGACGAAGCCCGUUGGAUCUCUGACGGUAGUUACGAUCGAAUUAAAAAGUCAGAUAUAUUAUAUAUAUAUAUAUAUUCCCCCCGCUAGAGCCCCUCGACCGCCCGCGGACUCCUUUACUCGACGCCUUUCCGCGCAUCGGCCUCGCGGUCCCCGUCCCGGUACCUAACCUAGAACCUCUUACCAUUAUCACUAGGUUGGGGAAUAGGUUCGUAGCGUUUUUAUAAUAAGAGUCUUUGAUAAAAACGCUAUGAAUUUAUUCCCAAACCUAAUAUAUACAGUUAGGCCCAACCAAACCAAUCGCGCGCGCCCGCCAGAGAGAGAGGGAUAGAGAAAGAGAGAGAGAGAGAGAGGAGUCCUCGCAGCCGUGCUCUCUCCCACGCUCCGUGCUCUCUGCUCUACCGCACUCUUACCGACGCAUUAACCACACGUGUACAUAUAUACCUAUUGUCGUCUCUCUGUGUAGCCCCGAGCCGACGCCGAGGAUCGCCGAUCGAGAGCGCGCUGCGUUCCCUUAUUUCGUUUCCUCUCGGGAGAAGAGAGUGGCCCUCCCGACCGGACCGACCCGCGCAUUUACGCUCCCCGGGUUAAAGAAGGCCGGGCCCGAUUCCACGGACUCGUAAGCUUGCCCUGCAUCUCCCUCUUUCUCUCUCUCUCUCUCUCCUCUUUACUCGAGGUAUCCUCCCGUAGGUAAUACAUACACCACUUACGCGUACGUCUCUGUAUAUCUAUCUAUCUAUCCAUCUAUCUAUCCACGCCUAUCUAUCUAUCUACCUAUACGCAUACGUAUAUAUAUACAUAUGUAUACAUAUAUCUAAUGAAAACGGAAAAUUCUAGCUUCUCCAGCCGGUCGCAGGGCCCGGCCGGGCAGUUUCUCGGCUUCCGGGGGUCUCCCACGAUUUAUCGUCCACCCGAAGAGACUCCAGGAAACGCUCCGGGAUCCUCCGCGGGAACCUCCGGGCGAAGGGGAGAAAUCGGCGAUAUUGGCGAUGUCGGCGCUCCGAUUGGAUUUUCAACGACUACCAUCGGAGAGUGAACUUCUCUCGUCCUCGAGAAAUCGGAUCAUCUUCUUCUCUUUUGUGGGACCCGGACGAAUGACCCCUUCGCCCGGAGGAGGAAAAAGUCGAAAACUGCCCGGCUGACCACCUGCGACGUGGCUCGGUAGUAUUUAUGGUAGAGGUGUUCGGAAAUCGUCUCGAGCGUAUGGUAUUAUUUUUUUUCUCUCUCCUUUUCCCCCCGUUUUUCUCCGGCCGGAGAACGAGCGGGUCGAACGGUCGUAGAGGCACGUCGGUGGGCCGGCAUUUAUUUGCGAAUCGUCGAAAGUAGCCGAUGGGCGAUUAAUCGUGUACAUUUCUCGGUGGGAGGGAGAGUGAGAGAGAGGGGGGUGCCCCUUGGGGGGUCUUCAUUGUACAUAGAUCGGCGCGUCCUCUUAGGGGUUGCCGGCUCGCCGGAGGACCGUUCCCGUAUUUAUUGCGACCCGCGGGCGGUAAUUUGUCAACGUGCAAUCGACGCGGUCCUACGAUAUUCCUCCCGCGCUCUGAAUUCCUCGCGAUCGCAAUUUAUUGACGUCCUCGCCUUCGCCAAAAUUUCAAACGACCCGAGGGGUAAUUCCGUUAACGGGGAAUCGGUGCGAAACUUUCGAUAUUCCUCGCUGAUCUUCGAUUACCGCGAUCGACGCGCAUGCGCGACCGGAAGUCCAGGCGGACCCGAGAAGCGUAGGGUACCUAGGUGGGGGAGCUUUCGACUGACCGUCCUGCGAGGGGAUGCGCCGGAUAACCGAGGGCGCGUCUCGUCCGAAAGUGUGAAGAAAAUUCUAUUUUGUUUAUCGGGGAGGAGGGAAACGGGAAUAGGGGACGCGAUUCGUCGGCCGAGGUCGUCAUCGUAACUUCCUCCCGCGUAUAUAUUUCUCUCUCUCUCUCUUUCUCUCCGCCGAUUCGGGAGGCGGGUCGAUCGUCCCGACGCCUUUAAUUAUUUACCCCCUGACCCUCCUCUCGCGUCCUAUUUCUCGUGUCAUCCCUUUUGCCCCCCUGCCGGGGAAGGGCCGGCGAUUCUUCUCCGUCUCCCUUCGAUCGCCGAACGCCGAUUUACACCGGGCAAGAGGGCGCGAUUUUGAGGUUAUACGCGAGGGCCGGGAUUUUGAGGUUAUACGCGAGAGGCCGCGACGAGCGACGCGCUGGACCCGGCCUUUGCGUAUACGUAUAUAUAUAUAUGUAUAUCGUUGAAUCGCUGGUAGGCACACCGUAGCCGAUAAUUCUCAUCUGUAAAUAGGACGAUUGGUACACCUCUCGAAGGGCUAGUAAAUGUUUUAGGCCGUUUCCGAGGGUAGCGACGAACGGCGAGUUUGUCCGUCGAUUCGCUCGAGGCACGAGCGAAACGGCGGUUUCUCGUCUAUCCUAUCUUCGUCCCCCGGUCUCGUUCCCUCCUCCCUCGCGGGAAUUUUCAAAACGGCGCGGGCUCGGCCGACGAACUCGGCCACGGGGAUCGCGGAUCGAGUAGACGGGACAUGUCGCGCGAUCGAUCGGUUCGCGUGCAUGCGCGCGGCGACCGCCAGGGGGCCCCCCCUCCGUUUGCGCAGACUUACUUUUAAGCUUACGUUACACAACCUCAUUUGUAAAUAUUAGAUCGUAUUUUUGUCUUUAAUGUAAAAUCAACGAGGAUUUUAACUGCAACUAAUGACUUAGUUCUUAGCGUUAAGGAGAAAUAAAGUUGGAAAACGUAAUGGGAAGGAAGCUGGCGGUGCCCGGUCAUUUAUCUCUUCCUGACGUCGGAGGACUUUAUUCCGGAACUGUUUCUAGAGGACGAGACACGUAAUUCAUGUACUCGGGUAAGGAAGUAGCGAAGUGUCUGGUUGCUUUUGUUAUUUUCUUUUUUUUAUUGGAGAACGGUGGCGCACUGCGGUAGCGACUUGAAACUGGUCCACGUUUAUAUUGGACGCGUUUCUUAUUUAAACGCGAGGUAAUUUCUGGAGUGUGCUCGCUUUCGUUACUCUCCUCGGAAUGUAGUUUGUGGAAAUGUCGGUUCAAAAUGCGCGCGUCGCGGUUCGACGGCAUGCCGGGAGGUGGCGGUAGUGGGCGGUCGUUGCGCAGGUCUGUCUCGCGUCUACACGUGUCGGCAAGUUAGUACAAACAUGGCUCUUCGCGGAUCGUUGUCUCAAUUUGUGUCGUGCGGAAAAGACAAGUGUUGGAGAAAAUACUUAACAGGAAGUACGCGUGCUUAUUCCGCGGAACCUAGAGCGGAUCAUGCGGAAGACGGUACGACGCACUUCGGGUUCGAAACCGUCAAGGAGAGCGAGAAGACGAAGAAAGUGCACAGUGUAUUCGAAAAUGUAGCCAAUUCGUACGACGUAAUGAACGAUGCGAUGAGUCUGGGCAUACAUCGCAUUUGGAAGGAUAUCUUUAUCGAGACUUUAGCUCCCACGCAUGGGUGUCGAUUGCUAGACUGUGCAGGUGGAACGGGAGAUAUAACGUUUCGAUACUUAAAUUAUCUGAAGAAAACUACAAAUUCUAAGAAGGUUCAAAGUCACGUCACGGUUAGUGACAUCAACGAGCAUAUGUUGGAGGUUGGGAAAAUUAGAGCUCGGCGUUUAGGCUGGACCGUGGAAAAUGGCUGCGAUAUCGAUUGGCAAUGUGCUAACGCAGAGAAAUUGCCCUUUGCGGAUGAAUCCUUCACCGCGUAUACAAUUGCAUUUGGCAUAAGAAACGUAACUCACGUCGAAGAGGCCUUAUCGGAAGCUUAUAGAGUACUUCGACCAGGAGGCCGAUUUCUGUGCCUAGAAUUCAGUCAAGUGAACAACGAAAUGCUUCGAUGGUUGUACGACAAGUACUCAUUCCAAGUAAUACCCGUAAUGGGGACCUUAAUCGCUGGACAGUGGGAAGCAUAUCGGUAUCUCGUAGAGAGUAUAAGGAGAUUCCCGAAGCAGGAGGAUUUCAAAGUACGUUUUAAAAAGCUAGCCCUUCCACGAGUCAACGAUGCCAGGAUUCAUUUCGAAUUUAUUCCAGGACAUGAUCGAAGGGGUCGGCUUUAGACAAGUGACUUACAAGAACCUGACAUUUGGAGUCGUAGCCAUACACUCGGGUUUCAAGUUGUGAGACUCGAGCACCCUAAUUCUACAUGUAAAUAAAACGGUAUCCUUCAAUCCCAAGUGGUUAAAAGUGCGUUUCUCGGUUACCAUGUCAACGAGUAUUACCUCGAGUCUUACAAAGUGAAACCCUCGUUCUCGAUUAACCAUAAAACCGAAAAGAAAAAACCGUUCAAGCCGACCUAAAGGAUUACAAAUGAACCACGGAAAUGCGCGAUGGGAGAGAUAUCCAAAGAGAGUCGUGUUAUCUUUAGAGACAACUGUAUUAGUAUUUAGUAUUGGAGAAUGCAGCUUCAGACAGAGCAGGUAAUGAGAUACACACAAUAUAGUCCAUCCAAAGGUC
Messenger RNA from Orussus abietinus, 5555 nucleotides. RefSeq names its product ubiquitin-like protein 3 (gene Coq5). Lineage: Eukaryota; Metazoa; Arthropoda; Insecta; Hymenoptera; Orussidae. The transcript has 4 exons. The record is from RefSeq and is a predicted model, not a curated record. Gene Ontology annotation, biological process: ubiquinone biosynthetic process. Gene Ontology annotation, molecular function: methyltransferase activity; protein binding. The coding region runs from base 4262 to 5158 and encodes 298 amino acids.